UCACCAACUGCACCAGCUGCACACGCACAAACACAAAUAGAGGCUGCAGAGCCAUAUUCUCAACACGUUUCGAGUUUUGGUCUUUGUCACGAAAAUUGGCCCGGCCCGGCCCGAUCAUAGGCCAGACAAUUGCCAAGUGAAACGGAUAAACCGCUUUCAAACAUAGAAGUGUCCUCUUUCAACUUUCUCUCUCCUUCUCUCACCCCAUUUGCCCGGCAACAGAGACGAAUCCUCCCCCCCAAUUUUCCCGUGUUAGGCAUGAAUACAAUCCAAGGGACAAGAAAAAGCCACAUCGAUUGAAGCUUGUGGAGAAAAAAUAAAGCCCGCCCGUACAGUUUGGAAUUUUGGAUGAACCUAUACCGAACCUCCAAAACCAUGAACCUUCUGCCUCUUUUCUUCUCAAUUGGGUUUGGCCGAACCACCAAAGGGUAUGGUCGAACUUCUAGUAGGUUUGGUCGAACCUCAAACAUGUUUGGUCGAAUUUCUCCUGCUUCAUGGCAAUUUCUCGUAAAACAGUCAUAACUUCGUCGUUUCUCAUCCAAACGAGCUUAUGACCACGCGUCAGAAACUAUUAAACCAAGCUUUCACCUCCAACUUGAAUCAACUCAAUCUAAUGAGUAAAUCAUGAGAUAUGUCCAUUUGAAGUCAGUCAUUCCACUAUAAUGACACAAAUAUCCUUCAACGAGGAUUCGAGGCACACAUAACAUUAAACUUCAUCAUUAUCAUUAUCAUUAUCAUUAUCAUUAUCAUUAUCAUUACCCCAUUGCCUCAAAGAGGCUCCCGCUUCUCCCGUAAGAAGCGGGGUAAGGGGGGUCGGGUGUACGCAAUCUUACCCUUGCAAUUGCGGAGAGGUUGUUUCCAAUUGACCCAAAAGCGAUAACGGGACUACAACGGGAAUUAGAAAAGAUUGGCGUCAAUUAGGAACGUUGUCAGGCCUUGUAUUGCAUCAUUUAUUUGAUAUUUCGGCUUUGAAUGCUGUUCUUUUUAUAGAACCGUGUAUGUAUUUGUAUUCGUUUGUACUUUGAGUUAGUUAGAAACAUUUGAAUAACUUAACGUGAGAGAUGGGAUAUUGAUUUGAAUGUUUGAACAGUGAUAUGGGUGAGGUAAUAAGUUAUGUUGAUCGAAUCUCCGAACUACCCGACUUCAUUCUUCACCAAAUACUGUCAUAUCUUUCGACAAAAGAGGCCGCCCAAACUAGUCUUAUAUCCAAGAGGUGGCGAUAUGUUUGUGAAACUUUCCCUAUCCUAGAUUGUGAUGAAUGGUUUUUUGGAAGAGAAUUGGAUAUACUUAAUCCCAAGGAGCUUGGUAUGCCUAAAGAUGAGCGACGCAAGAUUUUUAAUCGAAGAGUGAAGUUCAUGAGUUAUGUUGAUGAGAAACUGUGUAGAUUUCAUGAGGAGAAUCUUUGUGUAAAGAAGUUUCUUCUUCAUAUUACUCUUGUGAGUAACGAUUUGGCCACUCGUGUUGAUACUUGGAUGGAAUUGAUUGCUGGUUUGCGUGUUCAAGAACUUGAUCUGUAUCUUACUGUGGGAAGAGAAAGAUUAUAUGACCUACCUAUGAAGUUGCUUGCAACAGAAUCAUUAGCCGUUUUAACUUUAAGGGGUUGUCUUCUAUUAAGCAGCCGUCUUGACAAGAGUGCUAUUAGACUCUGCUCUCUAGUUGAGCUGUAUCUUAGGGAUGUUUCUAUAGAUCAGGAUACAAUUCAAGAUCUCAUUUUCUCCAUUCGUUCGAUGGAAGUACUCUCUUUGAAGAAUUGUUUGGGAUUUGAGAAUCUUGAAAUUAGUGAUCAUGAUAAGCUGAAGAAGAUGGUGUACCAUCCUCAUAAAGACCUCAAAGUCAAGAAGUUUAGCAUUAAGGUACCAACGUUGGAAGAACUCGAUUUUUGUAGUGUUGAUAAAGAUAAGACGGCAUGUGAAAUCAUUGUCAGUUCUGUUUGCCAAAAUCUAAAACGUUUGUCUCUGUGCGGCAUUCCCAUAGAUGCAAAGUGGCUCCAGAAAAUGAUUUCAUCCUUUCCCCUGCUCGAGCAUUUGUUUUUGGGUGGAUGUGUAUUGCAAAAAGUUAUGAAGCUCUCAAGUCGAGUUCUUAAGGUGAUACAGGUUAGCAAUUGCACUAAACUGGUGAAAGCAGAGUUUGAUACACCUAAUGUACAUAUAUUUGAAUAUCGUGGUAAGACCAUGCCUCGCUUAUAUUCAAACAGUGUUGCUGAUUAUCGGACUGCAGAACUUUCUGUUCGUCUUGGAAAUAUGGACAGUAUCUGGUUCAUGAGGUUGAACAACUUUCUCAGAGAUAACAAAUUCCAAGACCUGAGUCUUUCUAUGACUGCUACAUCAGGUAAAGAGAUAUCCUUCAACUCUGAGGACUAUAAGGAAAUCCAGCUUCUGCCCUUUGAACUCAACAAUAUGAAGCUGGUUACACAUACAUUGACAUCAGUAAACUAUGCAGCUCUUUUAGAUGGCUUAUUCUGGAACUUACGUCCCAGAAUUCUGUCAUUAGAACUUAAUUAUUAUUCACCUGAAUUUUUGAAGGGGAUAUUGAAAAGCUUGGUGGCAGAAGAAGAACCAGAUUGUUACUGCUCUCGGAAUUUUGAAUGCUGGCGUCACUUGUUAAAGGAUAUAAAGUUGAUUAAUGUGGGAAGUUUGAAGAGUGGUACUGUACUUGACAUUUUGACACUGAACAACUUGACCACUUUCUUGGAUAAUUGGGCAAUUGAAGCCCGGAGAACGGUUAAAUCUUAUGGAGCUCUCAAAGGGGAAACUCUGUCUUUUCAGUUGUCAUGGUAAUUAUGUAGCAGCACCUUGUUUAAUUAACAAGUAUUGUUAUGCGUUCUUGCAACAACGUGCAAUUGAGUCUGCAGAACAUUGUAUUAAUCUUGCACCAAUUUACGUAAGUAUAUAAGUUACUGUGGUACUUGAAUACGUCAUGGAAGUGGAAAUUUCUGAUGUGAAUAGAAAGUGUCAUCAGGACUUCGAAUUAGAGAGGAGGUGCUGUAUUGAUCCAAUCCUCAUUACUGAGGUUUGGGUGGAAUGUUAGGCAUUCUUAAUUAAAUAAAGUGGCUAAUCACAACACCAAGUAUGUAAUUUAAACCAUGAACACCUGAUAAGAUGAUGAAAUGGAACAACUGUUGACUACCA
Molecule: messenger RNA, 3128 nt
Organism: Spinacia oleracea (spinach)
Lineage: Eukaryota; Viridiplantae; Streptophyta; Magnoliopsida; Caryophyllales; Amaranthaceae
Product: F-box/FBD/LRR-repeat protein At5g56420
Exons: 4
Coding region: 1095-2777 (560 amino acids)
Molecular function (GO): protein binding
Source: RefSeq, a predicted model, not a curated record